ACACUCUAGAAACACCUUCCGCUCCUGUCCAGUCAUUUUCCUAUUUCCCGUGCAUUUAUGAUUUGAGUUUUAGAUAAACAAUAGAUGAAAUUUUUUGGGUUUGGGAAAUUGGUUUAGGCCUGGAUGCUAAAAUGGCAGGGAGUGCUAAAGGGUCAUCUGAAUAUUUCUUGUUGGAGGACUGUGAAGAUGAUAUUGAAGAGAAAAAUAGUAACAAAAUUGAUAGUGACGAAGACGAUAAUAUUAAUGAAGACGAGAGAUUACCAUUUUCUUCUCAGCAAUGGCCUCAGAGUUACAGGGAGACAAUUGACUCGUACACAAUUGCUGCAUCACCAAAAUUUGGAACCUUGGAACUUGGUUCAAGUAAUAGAUAUUCACCUUUUGAAGUAAAUAACAGUAGUUACUCGCACUCUGAUGUGACAAAAUCUUUGCUCCCCGAAAAGGCAACAGGAGAGGAGAAAGAUAAUGAAGGUGGGAUUAGUAUAGCACGGUUAUCCUCAUCAGAGAAAGCUCCGCUGCAUGAGCAACUCACUGGGGAAUUUCCAGUCAGCCAUGGAUGUAGCUUAAUUCAGACAAUAUUCAACGGAGUAAAUGUGAUGGCUGGGGUUGGUCUUCUUUCUACGCCGUACACUGUUAAAGAAGCUGGCUGGGCUAGUAUGGCAGUGCUGGUCCUUUUUGCAGUUAUAUGUUGUUAUACAGCUACUCUUAUGAUAUACUGCUUCGAGAGCCGGGAAGGCAUCAUAACUUAUCCAGAUAUUGGAGAAGCCGCAUUUGGAAGAUUUGGACGGCUUUUCAUAUCUAUCAUUCUGUACGCAGAAUUAUAUUCCUAUUGUGUGGAGUUUAUCAUUUUGGAAGGGGAUAAUCUCACCAGGCUAUUUCCCGGAGCAAAUGUGGACUGGGGUAGUCUCAAGCUGGAUUCAAUCCACUUCUUUGGAAUACUCACUUGCCUUAUUGUUUUACCAACUGUUUGGUUGAGGGAUCUCCGAGUCAUAUCCUAUCUUUCAGUUUGCGGUGUUCUUGCAACUAUAGUUAUUGUCUUCUGCUUAGUUUUACUCUGUACAGUGGAUAAAAUCGGCAUGUAUCAUACUGGUCAAUUGGUGAACUGGAGUGGUGUUCCGUUUGCUGUUGGUGUAUACGGAUUUUGCUAUUCUGGUCAUUCUGUGUUCCCAAAUAUAUACCAAUCAAUGGCUGAUAAAACAAAGUUCAACAAAGCACUUAUUACCUGCUUUCUGUUGUGUGUUCUAAAAUAUGGAGGUGUCGCGAUCAUGGGAUUUUUGAUGUUUGGACAAAGUACAUUGUCCCAGAUAACUUUGAAUAUGCCCCCUCACUCAGUCAUUUCAAAAGUCGCACUAUGGACAACUGUUAUCAACCCAUUCACCAAAUAUGCAUUAUUGAUGAAUCCUUUGGCCAGGAGCAUAGAGGAGUUGCUGCCUGUCAGGAUCUCUAGUAGUUUUUGGUUUUAUAUUCUCUUGAGGACAGCACUUGUCGUCUCUACUGUCUGUGUUGCUUUUAUUCUUCCUUUCUUCGGUCUUGUGAUGGCUCUCAUUGGUUCUCUUCUUAGUAUACUUGUGGCAGUUAUCAUGCCCGCUUUAUGUUUCAUGAAGAUUCUGGGGAACAAAGCCACUAAAACACAGAUGGUUGUCAGUACGAGCAUAGUUGCAUUGGGCAUUGUCAGUGCAAUACUCGGCACAUACUCAUCCUUGUCUGAAAUUGCGAAAGAAUAUUGAAGCUUCUGUAUGUCCGUACGAUACCUUUGUUUCACUUUCAAUUAUCUUUGUCGAGUUACUCCCUAGUUUUUAUCUUUGCCUUCGACACAGAAUUCAAAUGAAAAGCUCUGGUUCUCGACUCCCACGAUUUGUAUAUCGUCUCAACAGACAUGCACUAAUCAGCGUACCUUGAGGAGGAAGACUCGUAUCAUAGUGUGUACAUUAUUACAUUAGUAUACUUUGUUAGGUGGUUUUCAUCUAGUGAAGUUCUAUACUCUAUAGUUAUAUUUGUAUUGGACGUUUCCAAAUCUGGGGAUACUUGUAUGCAGUUGAAUAAAUAAGAGAGAAUUACUUGAAAUGUCAA
This is a messenger RNA of Olea europaea var. sylvestris, 2067 nucleotides long. Its product is annotated as amino acid transporter AVT1A-like. The coding region runs from base 132 to 1724 and encodes 530 amino acids. Gene Ontology annotation, cellular component: plasma membrane. The record is from RefSeq and is a predicted model, not a curated record. The transcript has 12 exons. NCBI's taxonomy places the organism in Eukaryota, Viridiplantae, Streptophyta, Magnoliopsida, Lamiales, Oleaceae.